AAGAAAGUGUCACAUUCCUCCGAUUCUUCUUCUUCACCUCCCCUUCUUCGAAUUUCUCUCCUUCCUUUUUCAUCCAUUUGAAACUUCUCGUUUUUCGAAAUUGGAGCUCACAAUAGCACCUGGAAAUAACAUCAUAAGCUUCAAGAUCCAAUUUGGGUCUUUCUGAUUUCUGAUGGGUCUCGUCGAAAUGUAGAUGAAGUCGGGAGAUGUUGACAAUGGAGAAGGAAUUUGAUUCAAAGCUUUCUCUUCAAGGGAAUUCAUCUUCUAAUGGUGCAACUAUUUCCAGAAGCAAAAGUUUCGCCUUUAAGGCUCCUCAGGAGAAUUUCACCUACCAUGAUUUCGAGCUCGGCAAGAUCUAUGGCGUUGGCUCUUAUUCAAAGGUUGUUAGGGCGAAGAAGAAGGAUAAUGGAACUGUGUAUGCCUUAAAGAUCAUGGACAAAAAGUUUAUCACCAAGGAGAAUAAAACAGCUUAUGUCAAAUUGGAGAGGAUUGUUCUUGAUCAACUCGAACAUCCCGGGAUUGUGAAACUCUUCUUUACUUUUCAAGAUACACAAUCACUAUACAUGGCGCUUGAAUCUUGCGAAGGUGGGGAACUUUUCGACCAAAUCACCAGAAAAGGUCGUCUAUCUGAGGAUGAAGCUCGGUUCUACAGUGCAGAAGUUGUGGACGCUCUUGAGUAUAUACAUAAUAUGGGACUGAUACAUCGAGAUAUCAAGCCAGAGAAUCUGUUGUUAACUUCAGAUGGACAUAUUAAGAUUGCCGAUUUUGGUAGCGUAAAGCCAAUGCAAGACAGCCAAAUCACAGUGCUGCCUAAUGCGGCUUCCGAUGAUAAGGCGUGCACUUUUGUCGGGACGGCUGCAUAUGUUCCUCCUGAAGUUCUAAACUCCUCCCCAGCAACUUUCGGAAAUGAUCUCUGGGCACUCGGCUGCACUCUGUACCAAAUGCUUUCAGGAACUUCCCCAUUCAAGGAUGCAAGUGAAUGGCUAAUUUUCCAAAGAAUCAUAGCUAGAGAUAUAAAGUUUCCAAAUCAUUUCUCAGAAGCAGCAAGAGACCUCAUCGACCGAUUGCUAGAUACAGAUCCUAGUAGAAGACCAGGAGCUGGAUCAGAAGGUUAUGCUUCUCUCAAGAGACAUCCUUUCUUCAAGGGAGUUGACUGGAAGAACCUAAGGUCACAAACUCCUCCAAAACUAGCUCCAGAUCCUGCGUCUCAAUCAGCAUCUCCUGAAAGGGACGGUUCUCCAUGGAACCCAACACAUGUUGGAGAUACCUCAGUUUUGCAGAACGAUGGACACAACGGACUCUCUGAGUCCUCAGGUUCCAUAACUCGGCUUGCCUCCAUAGACUCUUUUGAUUCGAGAUGGCAACAGUUUCUAGAACCGGGAGAAUCGGUUCUAAUGAUAUCAGCAGUGAAGAAGCUACAGAAAAUCACAAGUAAGAAGGUGCAGCUAAUACUCACCAACAAACCAAGACUGAUAUACGUUGACCCAUCAAAGCUUGUAGUAAAAGGGAACAUUAUCUGGUCUGAUAACUCCAACGACCUCAACGUUCAAGUCUCAAGUCCUUCCCAUUUCAAGAUUUGCACACCGAAGAAAGUUUUAUCGUUUGAAGAUGCGAAACAAAGAGCUUUGCAGUGGAAAAAGGCAAUCGAAACUCUUCAAAACCGUUGAGACUCUUGCUGAUGAUGUCAAUUCAUUAAGUCCCUAUUUUAUUCUUACAUUUUCUUUAAUUCAAUUGAUUACAUCUCAUUGUAUGCAUAGAGAAGAAGAGUCUUCUCUGCAUUCAAGACGUUUCUUGGGCCGUAGGUUUCUUCUCCGGAGAUGAUAACUAAGAGUUGCAUUGAAUCUGUUUUGGGUCCAGAUUGUCAGAUUUAUGAAUGACAGUAACCAAAGUAAAACCUAAGCUAAUAUGGAUCGGUUUGUAGUUUCAAUUUUGGUUUGGUUCCGUGUUUCUCAAUUAUAUUUGGUUUAAAAGUAUUUUGAUUCA
Messenger RNA from Arabidopsis lyrata subsp. lyrata, 1983 nucleotides. RefSeq names its product 3-phosphoinositide-dependent protein kinase 2. The coding region runs from base 207 to 1667 and encodes 486 amino acids. Lineage: Eukaryota; Viridiplantae; Streptophyta; Magnoliopsida; Brassicales; Brassicaceae. The record is from RefSeq and is a predicted model, not a curated record. Gene Ontology annotation, molecular function: ATP binding; protein serine/threonine kinase activity. The transcript is spliced from 11 exons. Gene Ontology annotation, biological process: peptidyl-serine phosphorylation; intracellular signal transduction.